Stegodyphus dumicola is the source of this 1563-nucleotide messenger RNA. RefSeq names its product 52 kDa repressor of the inhibitor of the protein kinase-like. NCBI's taxonomy places the organism in Eukaryota, Metazoa, Arthropoda, Arachnida, Araneae, Eresidae. The record is from RefSeq and is a predicted model, not a curated record.
UACUUUUUUUUUAUUACUUUAUGUAUUUACAGGAUCAUUUUGAGGAAUCUCAAUUUGAGUCACUAUGCAAAGAUAGAAAAAAACUAAGAAAAACUGCAGUACCAACACUCUUUAGCAUUCCAAAUCCACCACCAUCUGUAACUGACAAGAGGAUAAGAGAAGUAAGAUGUCCUAAGCCAAAUACUGAAGUGGAAACUCUACCUGCUUCAAAUGAAGAGUUGUUAAAAAAAAAUAGAAUUCCUUGAGCAACAGCUUCAAGAAAAAGAUGCAAAAUUGACAUCAUUUUUGUCCGAUGAGCAAGUAGGAGCCCUUGCUGUGCAGUCAAAAAGGAACUGGUCAGAAAAGUCCAUUAUAAAAGGACUGAAGAUGCGAUUUGCUUUGGGCAAACAUGGAUAUAAUUACCUCAGAAGUACUGGAUAUCCAGCACCAUCGUACAGUACCUUGAACAGGAGGAUUAGGGAAAUAAAAAUAAAUUUCGGCAUUUUAGAAAAUUUGUUUUUUUUCCUCAAGACAAAAGUUCAUUCAUUGGAUGCUCUUGAUAGGAACUGCUGCCUUUUAGUUGACGAAAUGGAAAUAGCUUCAUAUCAAGAUUUUGAUACAUCGUCUAAGUCAUUCAUUGGAAAUGUUACGUUAGGAAAACCUGCAGUUGCUAAGCAUUACACUAUUGUAAUGCUUAGAGGCCUUAAAACAUCAUGGAAACAGAUUGUUGCCAAUGAAUUAACAGGGCCUUCAACAUCAGGUUCUGACAUGAAAGAUCUAAUUCAUAGAACUGUAGUAGCAGCUACAGAAAUAGGUUUAACUGUAAGAGCCUCUGUUUCAGAUAUGGGAAGCAAUAACAGAGCAAUGUGGUCGUCAUUGGAUGUAUCUGUCUCUAGGACAGAUAGGAAGACAAAUUACAACAUUGGAGGACCUGAUGUUUUCAUUCACAGUAUUGCAGAUGUACCACAUCUCAUUAAAAACAUGAGAAAUGCAUUUCUUUCAAGUAUUAUAAUAUUACCAGAGGAAUUUCGCCAGCAGCAUGCCUUGCCAUCGAGGAUAGUAUCUUCAGUGUAUGUGAAACGACUCUGGUCAAGUGAGAUAGAAUCAGAUGCUGCCCUGAGAUCUCUACAUCACUUGAACAGAGUUCAUCUCUUCCCAACACACUUUUCCUCGAUGAAUGGUGGCAUCUGCUGUGCAAUUGUUUUCUUUUGGAAAGCAUGGAAGCCAUUUCAAACUGGCAUUAUUAUGAGCACAUUGAGUGUUGUGAAACUCUCAAAAGAAUUAUUUUCCGAGGGGUUUACAUUUUUCUUACCAGGCAGGUUGACACAAGAUGCGCUGGAAAAUGCCUUUUCACAGAUUAGACGAAAGUCGGGUGCAAAGCCUACUGCUUUGCAAGCCAAGAGAGCACUGAAAUUAGUGUGCCUAUCACAGUUCAUUUCAGAUAUCAAUAAUCCAAAUUAUUGUUCUGAAAGUGACCACAGCCUCUUUGAUGCUUCUGAAUUAGAGGUUGCUAUCAGAAAGGAGGUCUUGCAUCCUAUCUCCAAUUCUGUAGUGCCAUCUACCUCUUCUGCAGUGGCAGUGUGA